Messenger RNA from Hypomesus transpacificus, 3014 nucleotides. RefSeq names its product fibroblast growth factor 3 (gene fgf3). Gene Ontology annotation, biological process: animal organ morphogenesis; cell differentiation; positive regulation of gene expression. The record is from RefSeq and is a predicted model, not a curated record. NCBI's taxonomy places the organism in Eukaryota, Metazoa, Chordata, Actinopteri, Osmeriformes, Osmeridae. Gene Ontology annotation, cellular component: cytoplasm. Bases 1078 to 1947 code for a protein of 289 amino acids. The transcript is spliced from 3 exons. Gene Ontology annotation, molecular function: growth factor activity; fibroblast growth factor receptor binding.
UUGGCAAAUUACAAAUCAUCCAAACUUGAUAAUCAACCUUAAAGAAUAAUAACGACUUUGAUUCGAAAUGGUGGGCGGUGGGCAUCUGCUAAGAUAAAUAAGACACAUGCUAUUCACUUCCAACAGGCUAUAGGCCCCUGGAACCACAAAAGGUAGCCAAAAUGUUUUUAUUUCCAUUCAUAUAGGCUAACAUUAUUUCGGUAGGCCAGAGUAAGAUAGAAUCUGGUUACAAUGGACAUAUUGAGACCAGACCUGCCACAAAGGGGCUGGAAUGCGCCAAAGUGUUUGAUCUAUGAUUCCUUCAAUUGGAUAACGAAUGUGUUACUUAUUAUUAUUAACAGUGCAAUUUAACACAUAACAUGCACAUAAUUCUUACAUAAUUUUGUGUAAAUAAAAAAUCGUGUAUUUUAUAUCGGGUCAUUUUCAUAUUUGCGUUUAGCUAUAAUAUAUUACCUUCACCUGUCCAACUGCUCUGAUAGCCUAAUGCCCGUCAAAGGCAGCGUGUAUAAUUUGGGUUGUAUAAUUGGUCUUUGGGACGUUUCAAAAGAGGAGUUCAGAGGAGAACCCUGCCCUCAGAUGGCUCGCUCUUUGUGAUGCGGUGUUCCGCAGUUCCCAGUGUGUGUAGCACUGUGUAAUUUCAUCCACGCCGCACUCUCUUGGUUCACACAAGCCAGAUACCUUGUUGCCUCCCCCUCUCCUUUGUAUCAAUUGGUUGGGGUUCAGCCUAUUGUCGCUGCGAGCUUCUUUUAUAUCUGUGCACACUGUCGAUCAGCGAAAUCUCACGAUAGUCUCCAGCCUCCCAGCCGGAUCCACAAGUUCUUAGACCACCGUGGGCAAACCAGAGGACCUAUGACACCUACAGGGACAGACCCACGCUGCUGUCACAGCGCUGCCCCCCACAGAUGACCACAAAUUUAUACCGGACAAACGGAUGGCAGCGGGACAACUGGCAAAUGUUUUGUGUACAGGAUCAUAGCGUUUUUCCAAGGCGGUGGAGAACAACAAGUCUUUAAUGGGACCCCAAGUGCCUCAUCUCCCUUUUCUCGCACGAAUCUUCUCACACCUGGCCAUGCCACAAUGGUUAUAAUACAGCUUCUUCUGUUGCUCAGUUUCCUGGACCAAAGUGAACAGGAUUUUCUGUCUGCUCGGCUUGGACGGAUCCCUAGAGCCCCCUGCGCCCGGGGCCAGCCGUGUGACCCGAGACAACGGCGCGAUGCAGGGGGACGCGGCGGAGUGUACGAGCACCUCGGGGGAGCGCCGAGACGCAGAAAGCUUUACUGUGCCACUAAGUACCAUUUACAAAUACACCCAAAUGGGAAAAUAGACGGCUCGCUUGAGGAAAACAACCCCUAUAGCAUUAUGGAAAUCACGGCGGUAGAUGUGGGAGUGGUCGCCAUCAAAGGGAUAUUCUCGGGUCGAUAUCUGGCCAUGAACAGUAAAGGACGCCUUUUUGCAUCGGAUGUGUUCAACCAGGAGUGUGAGUUUGUGGAGAGGAUCCAUGAACUUGGCUAUAACACGUAUGCCUCUCGCCACCACUCCACCGUCCAACCAGCCGUAGGCGGGGGAGGGGCCAAACGUCGGGCCAGCGCCCAAAGGCAUUGGUACGUGUCAAUCAAUGGCAAGGGCCGGCCACGAAGGGGUUUCAAGACUCGCAGCACAGACAAGGCCUCGCUAUUCCUUCCCCGUGUACUGGGCAACAAGGACCAUGACGUGGUGAGGAGGCUGAGAGAAAGCCAGAGGGACCCAGCCAAUCAGGCAGGGCCGGAGGGACAUAGGCCCCAAACCCAGGCUGGACAGCAGGGCCAUCGGUCUCAGACCCAGGCUGGCCAGCAGGGCCAUCGGUCCCAGACCCAGGCUGGACAGCAAGGGCCCUCUAGGCGCCGUGGGGAGCGGAGAAGGAGGCGAGACCGUGGCAGGAAGGGCCAGACCAGGAAGCCAGAUGACUGACCCUUGACCCCUGAAAUUCCCAAUCAACCCUAGAAGGCAGCGUCUCUCGACACAUACAGAACAGAAGAACAAAUCACAGACCUGACAACAUGUGUGCCUCUCCAGCAAGGGCACAUAUCUUGGACCUGAGGUGUCAGCUAAGUGCAUCUGAUGGACAAGGAUUGAACACAGGUCUUGAAUUGAGACAGGAACACAAAGAGUGCUGCAGCAGACUUGGCUCCAACCACUGUACAGAGCUGGUCUAGAGGCAUGUAGCAGACUGGUCUACAACCAGACGGACAAAGUCCUAACAGUCAGAGCUCAGGCCUGUGGUUAAGGUUCCUCUGACAGUGACACAAAGACACUUUGAUGUGACGCCUGGUGUUUGUUUUGUACAUAGAAACUACUAUGAUGGGGACCAAAGUCAACACUGCUGGAAUUUGUCUCCCUCUUCUCUCUGUCACCUGGAAAAGGAUGAGAAGCUAUCCAAUUUCAGUUGAUAUUUCUACAGACAUACCAGUCAUGUACAUAUAUGUUUUUACAGUUACUUUGAAAUCAUGUUUCAUAUAUCAACAGUUUAAACAUGUUCAGUGAUUUUGAGUAAGAUCUGGACAUCCAAUAAGUGCUUACCAAUAACAAACAUUAUGAGCUGAAAGAUGGAAAAGGUUAUUGAAGAGUUGUACAACAUAGAAAAGCACUUUGUCCGAUGAUCGUGACUCAUGAUAGGAACAAGAGAGAUACAACAUGGGAAACAGACAUGUUUGUGAACUUGUGGUGUGAUAGUCUACUGUCUGAGGAGUACCUGUAUAUUUACUAAUGAUAUGAAUAUUUAUUUGUUGUUGUUUUUUAAGUUAUUGAUGAAAUUCUACAUGAGCGAUGAGAAUGUUAAUGUUGCGUAGUAUUCACUCACCAGUUAAACUCUGGUUAUUGUUACUUGUUACUACUGAGGCCACUGGGCUGGGCUGAGGAGUUACAAAUCACUUUAUGUUGCUGACUGAUUCACAUAGAACAAAGUGGAGAACAUAUAUAAAGCUUACUUACCUGACUUUUCUCUGUGUGAGUGUGUAUUUGAGCACUAGUUAUCAGUU